AUGGCACAACAGUUUUUUUUUGUCCAGGGAACAAGUGAAGGAAAGACGUAUGUUAUGUGGCCAAAUUGUCGACAGAAGGAUCGCCUAAACGAGCUUCUGGAAAAUGAAGCAAGUGUUCCUUCCAAUUUUGGGGAAAGAAUUAUGUGUAAAGUGAAGCGCGAAUAUACUUCUACAUACGCCGAAACGGGCAGCAUAAUUCAGAAUAUGUGCUACGCAGUAUGUACUACUUCAGCCAAACUAGAUAUACUUACAGUCAAAACAAUAGUUCCCACAACGUUGCGCCGUGUGAAAAACAACAUAGGGUUCGAAAUGAUUACCAAUGAACAAGAAUUAGGUAUGUUUGAAAGCAAUUUAAAUGAUGUUAAAUAUUUUAAUGAAAUUUCUGCUUGGUUGGAAGACAAUAUUUUUGAAAACACUCCCGAGAACCGUAUGAUAGAAAUUUUAGACUUGCUUUUUUCUAAACAAUUUUUACCAAAAUGCAGUUGGACAGGUAUCAGUAAAGGUGGAGUAAAGCUGUCAAUGAUGACGUAUAGAAAUAUUCUCGAAGUAGUAAGAAUUCAUGGUAGCACGAGCGAUAUUUCAAUAACAAAAAAAGAUAUAGCGCGGUUCUUUAUGAAAAAAUUGAAAAAAUGCGGCACACAGCAUAAAUUUAAUUAA
Molecule: messenger RNA, 657 nt
Organism: Anopheles marshallii
Lineage: Eukaryota; Metazoa; Arthropoda; Insecta; Diptera; Culicidae
Exons: 2
Coding region: 1-657 (218 amino acids)
Source: RefSeq, a predicted model, not a curated record